UUCAUUUCAGUUCUUUCCUUAUCGUUCUUCUGUCAAAACACAUUCUAUGUCUAACCAUUACCAUAUACUACUUAUAUAUAAAUAGACCACACCACAGUAUCACUUAAUUUAUAUGAAAGAUUUGAAAUAAAUCGUAAUUUUUAUUUUGUUUAAACUAACAUUUUAAAACUAAACUGAAAUUUUCUAUUAGUUACAGAUCUACUCUAUUAAUCAAAGCAAGAAUAAUGGGCCAUAAUUUUUUAAAAUAAAUUCCUUUCUAACUGUACAUUUCUAUGUUAUGUCAAUAACUGUAGUGACUAAACUGAAUGAUAUUUCUGGUUAUCUGAUGACAUAUACAUACAGUGUGUACAAUUAUAAAAUAAUUGUCAUGUCCAAAAUGUAAGUCUACACAAUCUUUAUCAUUUAACUGAUCCAAAAGAGAAGUAUUCCAAGUAGAUGCUCAUUAUGAUGCGUUUACAGACAAGAAUACACAGUGGCGGAAGUGACUAUCAUUUUUUUCUGUCUGACAAAGAUUUGAUUGAGUUGAUGACUAGUAAUGAAAGGUUUGGAUAAAUUUAUUGACAUAAUCUAUUUUUUGCCAUAAAUAUAGGAAGAAAAAGUUAAGAAAAUACUUUCCAGAUGCUGUAUACAGGAAAAUAUGAUUAUUUCUGAAAGUAUCUGUAAUGUCAAUAUGGAUUCCGAUCAACCUAAUGAAUGUGGAGAUCUUCAUGAUCCAGUCAAUCACCAGAAGAAAGAGAAAGAAUGAAAACAAACUCCCUCCACCUAGGAUAAAGUCGAGGAGUUGGACAUUACAAGAGUCAGAUUGUGAAGUACAAAUAACUAGUGAUUUAUGUAUGUUUUUCACCACUUGUACAAACAAACCUAUUUUGUAUACAGCUGGUAAUAAUAAAUCAUCUUUAAAUAUGAAAUAUAUUUAUCCUAACAAUUCAUCCAACUUACCGUCAAUUCCCUGUACUAUUGUUUAA
This is a messenger RNA of Schistosoma rodhaini, 965 nucleotides long. NCBI's taxonomy places the organism in Eukaryota, Metazoa, Platyhelminthes, Trematoda, Strigeidida, Schistosomatidae. The record is from the annotation of a GenBank genome assembly.